Aureobasidium musti is the source of this 798-nucleotide messenger RNA. The record is from the annotation of a GenBank genome assembly. Lineage: Eukaryota; Fungi; Ascomycota; Dothideomycetes; Dothideales; Saccotheciaceae.
AUGAAGUUGACACUCACCACCUUCGCUCUUGCCUCCCUUUCACAAGUCCUGGCUGUUCCAGCAAAUAACAAAGCAACUGCCGAGAAGUGCUUUCCUUUGGAUACCACCUUCCAACUCAACGUCCCACAUGGCUCGACUGCACUUCCUCUGAUCAAAUACAGUGGUUACAACUGGCACAUCCCGAAAGCUGCUGUGGAAGGUACUCUCGUCUCCUUCUUUGGCAACUUCCAUAAGAAUGAAACCACGUCUUCUCAAAUCACGACUGUCACCAAUUCUACACAAGUUCCCGAUGGAAGCUCGAUGAGCAGUGCUUCUGGAUCUGCCAAUGGAACUACCGUCGUUUCGACCACAUUUGCAAGCGGUAAUGCAUCAAGCGCUGCGGGUGCUGCUCAAGAUACCACCAGUGAUAGCUCUACCGCCUCGACUGAACGAGAGANNCAAGCCGCUGCAGCCACCAGCUGUGCAGCAGACAACGAGGGCGCUAGUGCCUCUGCAGAAGAGAUCACCACAGUCACUUUCACUACUGCCAAUGGAACAAUUAUUGAAAGCAACGCUUACGCUGCUUGUUCUGCUGGUGUUAUGGCGCCUUCGACAGCGGAUAGUGGAAGCAGUUCUUCUGGCAGCCAGGCAAGCAUCAGUCAGGUUUCUGCUACUGUUACUUGUGAUGGCACAACGACUACUGUUGUCGAUGAUGAGACUUCUUAUGCCAUUACAGUCAAGGGUGCUUACUGCCAGACCUCGGGCUUCUCAGGAGCUAUUGCUGGACAGAGAGUUGCUUAUGCUGAGGCUCAAUGCUAA